AUGUCAUCAUCAUCACAAUCAUCCUUGUCUCUACCUGUACAUGACUGUACUGCUCCUUCAUUGAACUUUGAUCUUCAGGAAAAGUUUAUUCUUCUUCACACUGUUGAGUUAAACAGUAAAAACAUUGACAUUUGGAUGCAGGAGCUAAGUGAAAGAGAAAUCCAGAAUACUAAUCUCAGGAAAAAAAUACUUGAAAGGGAGAAACAGAUUAAAGAACUUUCAUCCAUGCUUCAGUGUGAAAAAAUCAAUACACAGAAAGUAGAUCACCUGUCAAGAUCAGUAAAGGAAGUACAAGCUUACCUGCAGUGUCAGAUUGAAAGAAAAGAAGCAGAAAAUGAUGAAUUAAAAUUGAAAAUACAGACUCUAGAAAAUAAAAUAGCAGAGUGGGAACAUCAAAUCGGUGAAUACAAGUACCAGAAGUUAGCCUUAAAGGAAACAACUGAGCAAAGGAAGAUUGCUCUGAAAAAAGCAAUAAGGUCCCAGAAACAAAGAGCUCAACACUUAGAAGAAUCCGUGAAAGAUGUAACUGCUAAAAUAAGAGACCAUGAAGUUAAACUGUGUGAGAUACUGUCAGCCUCUGAUGUCUGGAAAAACCAGUAUGAUAGAAUAGUUGAAGGAAAGACAAUGCUAAAAGUUCAAAUAGAAGAUCUUGAGAAUCAGAUCAGAGGCCUGAUGGAAGACAUGGAAAAAAGGGAGGAAUGGAGAAGAAACUCAGAAGAGGAAAUUCUUGGAAAGCUAAUUUCUGUUACCUCUGAAAAUGAAAAGAUUUACCUUGAAAACAGAAAAUUAAAGGCUUCCCUUGCUAUGUUGGAGAAAAGCACAGUGUCUGUUGAAUACGAGUUGCUACAUCUGCAAGAAAAAGCAAAGCUGCAGGAAAACCUUGUAGAACAGCGCAAAAAUGAGGUACAAAAAAGACAAAUUGCAGUAGAAGAAUUGAAAUCCAGAUAUGAAGCAGUCUUAAAUGAAAACAAAAAAAUAACAGAAAACAAAUGCUUAGAAUUAGAUAAGGUGAGGGACAAAACAGAGGCUGAGUUAAAGGAGUUAGAACAUGUUUAUGACUUGCUGAAAGCAGCUGAGGAAAACCAGCAAAAGCUUCUGUCCUGGGAAAGGAUCCGUGCACAGAAAUGCAAAACCCUUAGGGAGCUGGAGCUUCAGGAUAACCAUAGUGUAAUUUCUAUGGGCAAUCUUUGCUUAGAAGAGGAGAUCUGUAACAUUCAGAAGAUAUAUGAAGAUCUUCAAAGGCAAUUAGGUGAGGUGGAAUAUCAGAAUGAAGAACUUGCUUAUCAGCUCAGAAAAGAAGAUGAGAAUCUUCAGAGCAGUAAAUUGCAGCUUGAAGAGAAAAUUGCAGAAUAUAAUGCAUUAACCAGACAGCUUGAAUCUGCUUUGGAAGAAGGGAGAAAAAUGGUAGCUGAAGAACAGGAAAAAAUGUCAUACAAGGAAAAAGCCUUUCAGACAAAACUGCUACUUCUUGAAGCUGAAGUGAAAAAGAGGCAAGAAGAAAAAAAUCAACUCCUCUGCUUAUUUCACCAUAAUGAAAAGCACCAUGAAGUCCGUUUGAAAGAGCUGGAGAACAGCCUACAGAAGUCAGAGAACGAGAACCAGAGCAUCCAGAAUUAUGUGCAGUUUUUGAAAGAUGCAUAUGUAACAAUGUUUGGCUGAAUUCUUUAAUCUAUUUUAUGGUGAAGAAAUCUGUCAAGGUUGGGCUCCCAGUCUUGUUGGAGGUAAAGCCAUUGAGACCUUACACUAUUUUGCCAGUUUGAGUUCUAUAAUGUUAGUUCUUCCUUAGGCAAACUUCUGUUGUGGCAGGAGAAACAGCCAUUACUAUAUAUCCUAGUGGCUGGUCACACAUGGGGAAUGGAGCUGUUAUUCCUGGUAUAAACCAUUGUGUUAUCCAUGGCAGAGAAGUGCAAAGGCCAAGUGCAUGGCAGCAGCAGCAGGUGUGGAUGUGUGGUAUGCACACAAAAUUGGUCUGUGAAUGUCCUGGGCUGUAAAAUCUUACAUGAGUCCUUUUAGUCCAUGGUAAAUGCAGGUCAUCACAGAUUAUCUUUCAAUUCAAUGAUAUCUAACCUAUUAAAACAGGCAAAAAUGGAGAUCAUUAGGUUCUUCCCUUUCCCCCCAUGCAGUUUAGCACCAAUAUAGCCCACACUGCUGCACUGCAUGGGAGAGUUGCCACCACAGGGCUGUCCCAUCCAGCCAUUUUCCUCUACAUCUCAUUAUACUCAGGAAUAUACCAUGGUAAUAUUUAUAAGUAGGAAAACUUGUCAGAUACAGGUAUAGUUUAAGCUCUGAAUGUUCUUAUAUAUCCUGAUGACACAGCUCCAGUAAGAUUUUUAAGUAUUUGUUGGAAUUCAAGACUUGCUGUUCAGUAACACUGACUUGUGCUUCAGUUAAAACACGUGUAAAUAUUCAGCUGAUACAAAACUAAUACAAAAACAAAUUCUGGAUUUAGUUUCAGUUCUAUAUUCUAAUUAGUUUUGUAGAUAUAUGCUGUG
Messenger RNA from Pseudopodoces humilis (Tibetan ground-tit), 2492 nucleotides. Lineage: Eukaryota; Metazoa; Chordata; Aves; Passeriformes; Paridae. The record is from RefSeq and is a predicted model, not a curated record.